GUUCGGCGGUGCUGUCUGUCUGGCUCCUAGAGCUCUGGUGCGGAAGCUGCGCGAACUGUGGGGGCUCAGUAGCAGGAAGGCAAGAUGACUUCCCUGCUCCAAGAUCGGAACAGCUGAAGAAACCACAAGACAAAAUGAGAACCACAAAGGUCUACAAACUUGUCAUCCACAAGAAGGGCUUUGGGGGCAGUGAUGAUGAGCUGGUCGUGAACCCUAAAGUCUUUCCUCACAUCAAACUUGGAGACAUUGUGGAGAUCGCUCACCCCAAUGAUGAAUACAGUCCUUUGCUUUUGCAAGUCAAGUCUCUUAAGGAAGAUUUACAGAAAGAAACUAUCAGUGUGGACCAGACUGUGACACAAGUAUUCCGGCUAAGACCUUAUCAAGAUGUCUAUGUAAACGUUGUAGACCCCAAGGCAAGAUGUGACUCUUGACCUAGUGGAAUUGACUUUUAAGGAUCAGUAUAUAGGCCGGGGGGAUAUGUGGCGACUAAAGAAAAGUUUGGUGAGCACCUGUGCCUAUAUCACCCAGAAAGUGGAAUUUGCUGGCAUCAGGGCACAGGCUGGUGAGCUGUGGGUCAAGAAUGAGAAGGUCAUGUGUGGUUACAUUAGUGAAGAGACCAGGGUGGUGUUCCGUUCUACGUCGGCUAUGGUUUACAUAUUUAUUCAGAUGAGCUGUGAAAUGUGGGAUUUUGAUAUUUAUGGGGAUCUGUACUUUGAGAAAGCUGUGAAUGGUUUCCUUGCCGACCUGUUUACUAAGUGGAAGGAGAAGAACUGUAGCCAUGAAGUGACUGUGGUUCUGUUUUCUAGAACUUUUUAUGAUGCAAAAUCUAUUGAUGAAUUUCCUGAAGUAAACCGAGCUUCAAUUCAACAGGAUCAUAAAGGGAGAUUCUACGAGGACUUUUACAAAGUGGUGGUGCAGAACGAGAGAAGGGAAGAGUGGACGUCACUCCUUGUGACCAUUAAGAAACUCUUCAUCCAGUAUCCAGUGUUGGUUCGACUGGAACAGGCAGGGGGCUUUCCUCAAGGAGACAAUUCUACCUCAGCACAAGGAAACUACCUAGAGGCCAUCAACUUGUCAUUCAAUGUGUUUGACAAGCACUACAUCAACCGAAACUUUGACCGAACUGGGCAGAUGUCCGUGGUGAUCACGCCGGGGGUGGGUGUCUUUGAAGUGGACCGCCUCCUCAUGAUCUUGACCAAGCAGCGGAUGAUCGAUAAUGGAAUUGGUGUGGACUUAGUGUGCAUGGGAGAGCAGCCAUUACACGCUGUGCCAUUAUUCAAGCUGCACAACCGGAGUGUGCCACGGGAUUCUCGGCUGGGCGAUGACUAUAAUAUUCCUCACUGGAUAAACCACAGUUUCUACACAUCCAAAAGCCAGCUGUUUUGUAACAGUUUCACUCCAAGGAUAAAACUGGCAGGAAAGAAGUCUGCCACUGAGAAAACCAAAAAUGGCCGUGAUACAUCUCUUGGGGCUCCAAAGGAAUCUGAAAACACCCUUCCCAUCCAAGUAGAUUAUGAUGCCUACGAUGCCCAAGUAUUCCGGCUGCCUGGUCCAUCCCGGGCCCAGCGACUCGCCACCUGCAGGUCUGUGAGAGAGCAGGAAAAUCACAAUCGCAAAAGUGCCAGCUCCUGUGACGUCUCCUCCAGCCCUUCCUUGCCAAGCCGUGCACUGCCCACUGAGGAAGUGAGGAGCCAGGCUUCAGACGACAGCUCCCUGGGCAAGAGCACCAACAUCCUGAUGAUCCCUAACCCCCAUCUGCACCAGUAUGAAGUCAGCAGCUCACUGGGCUACACCAGCACCCGAGAUGUCCUGGAGAACAUGAUAGAACCACCACAGCGGGACUCUAGUGCACCUGGAAGGUUCCACGUGGGCAGUGCAGAGUCCAUGCUACAUGUUCGACCUGGAGGCUACACCCCUCAGAGAGCACUGAUUAACCCCUUCGCCCCCUCAAGAAUGCCCAUGAAGCUCACCUCCAACAGAAGGCGCUGGAUGCAUACUUUUCCUGUAGGACCAUCUGGAGAGGCCAUCCAGAUCCAUCAUCAAACCCGGCAAAACAUGGCAGAGCUGCAGGGCAGCAGGCAGCGGGACCCCACCCACUCCUCUGCAGAACUGUUGGAGCUGGCAUAUCAUGAAGCCGCAGGAAGGCACAGCACUUCCCGACAGCCUGGUGACAGCAUGUCCUUGAACUUCAGUGGAACGGAAGAGCUUUCUGUCAGCCUGCUUAGCAACAGCGGCACAGGUAUGAAUCCUAGGAACCAGAAUAAGGACUCUCUAGAGGAUGGUGUUUCUACCUCUCCAGACCCAAUGCCAGGCUUCUGUUGCACAGUUGGAGUGGAUUGGAAGUCUCUUACUACUCCUGCAUGCCUUCCCCUCACCACUGACUACUUCCCGGACCGUCAGGGCCUGCAGAAUGACUACACAGAGGGCUGCUAUGAUCUCCUCCCAGAAGCAGACAUGGACAGGAGGGACGAGGAGGGCGUUCAAAUGACAGCCCAGCAAGUGUUUGAAGAGUUCAUCUGCCAGCGUCUCAUGCAGGGUUACCAAAUCAUAGUACAGCCAAAGACCCAGAAGCCCAGCACUACAGUCCCACCCCCGCUGAGCAGUAGCCCACUCUAUAGCAGAGGCCUUGUGUCCCGAAACCGCCCUGAAGAGGAGGGCCAGUAUUGGCUGAGUAUGGGCAGAACCUUCCAUAAGGUGACACUUAAGGACAAGAUGAUCACAGUGACUCGUUACCUUCCCAAGUACCCUUAUGAAUCUGCCCAGAUCCAUUACACCUACAGCCUCUGCCCUUCCCACUCUGACUCAGAGUUUGUCUCCUGUUGGGUGGAAUUCUGCCAUGAACGGCUAGAGGAAUACAAGUGGAAUUACUUAGAUCAGUACAUUUGUUCUGCCGGCUCCGAAGAUUUCAGCUUAAUCGAGUCUCUGAAGUUCUGGAGAACCCGAUUUCUACUACUGCCAGCCUGUGUCACUGCCACCAAGCGCAUCACAGAAGGGGAAGUGCACUGUGACAUCUACGGGGACAAACCCCGUGCAGAUGAAGAUGAGUGGCAGCUUCUAGAUGGCUUUAUUCGCUUUGUAGAGGGCUUGAACCGCAUCCGCAGGCGCCACCGGUCAGACCGCAUGAUUCGGAAAGGGACUGCCAUGAAAGGCUUGCAGAUGACCGGGCCCAUCUCCGCACACUCUCUCGAGUCAACGGGCCCCCCAGUCGGGAAGAAAGGAACCUCAGCUCUGUCUGCCCUGCUGGAGAUGGAGGCUAGUCAGAAGAGCCUAGGAGAACAGCAGACAAGUGUGCAUGGGAAAAGCUCUACUCAGCCAGCUGAGAACAGCAGUGUUGCCAUGACUCCCACCUAUGUGGACAGCCCACGCAAGGCAUCUGUGGACCAAACAGCUCCUCUGGUGUUGGACAGCACCAGUUUAGGGGUCAGCACGUGCCAGUCCGUGGAUAGAGGCAAUAACCAGACCUUUGGGAACUCCCAGAACAUAGAACAGGCCUUUCCCUCUACAGGCUCUGGAGACGGCAGCUCUCAGCAGCACAUAGCCAGCUCUCUGACAUCGUCCUCUACCCUGGUGGAGAUCCUGGAAGCCAUGAAGCAUCCCUCGACAGGAGUCCAGCUGCUGUCUGAGCAGAAGGGCCUUUCGCCGUGCUGCUUCAUCAGUGCGGAGGUCGUACACUGGCUGAUGAACAAUGUGGAGGGGGUCCAGACGCAGGCGAUGGGCAUCGACAUCAUGCAGAAAAUGCUGGAAGAGCAGCUCAUAGCGCAUGCAUCUGGAGAAGCAUGGCGAACCUUCGUCUACGGCUUCUAUUUCUACAAGAUAGUCACGGACAGAGAGCCCGAACGAGUGGCUAUGCAGCAGCCCUCUGCCCCAUGGCACACAGCAGGAGUGGAUGACUUUGCCAGCUUCCAACGCAAGUGGUUUGAGGUGGCCUUUGUGGCAGAAGAGCUUGUGCACUCCGAGAUUCCUGCCUUCCUCCUGCCCUGGCUACCUAGCCGGCCAGCCUCUUACGCAAGCAGGCACAGCUCCUUUAGCCGAAGUUUUGGAGGACGGAGCCAGGCAGCUGCACUGUUAGCUGCCACUGUCCCAGAGCAGAGGACUGUGACCCUGGAUGUCGAUGUGAACAACCGAACGGACCGGCUGGAGUGGUGCAGCUGUUACUACCACGGAAACUUCUCUCUCAACGCAGCCUUUGAAAUCAAGCUACACUGGAUGGCAGUGACUGCCACAGUGCUGUUUGAGAUGGUCCAAGGUUGGCAUCGAAAAGCUACAUCCUGCGGCUUCUUGUUAGUCCCGGUUUUGGAGGGUCCUUUUGCACUGCCCAGUUACCUGUACGGUGACCCCUUGAGGGCCCAGCUCUUCAUCCCGCUCAACCUCGGCUGCUUGCUCAAGGAGGGCAGCGAGCACCUGUUCGAUAGCUUUGAACCAGAGACAUAUUGGGAUCGAAUGCACCUUUUCCAGGAAGCCAUUGCACACAGGUUUGGAUUUGUGCAAGAUAAAUAUUCUGCCUCCGCGUUUAACUUCCCUGCUGAGAAUAAACCACAGUAUAUCCACGUCACAGGAACAGUGUUUCUUCAGCUGCCGUACUCCAAACGCAAGUUUUCUGGGCAGCAGCGGCGGCGACGGAACUCUACCAGCUCCACCAACCAAAACAUGUUCUGUGAGGAGCGGGUUGGCUACAACUGGGCCUAUAACACCAUGCUGACCAAGACAUGGCGCUCUAGUGCCACGGGGGAUGAGAAGUUUGCCGAUCGGCUGCUGAAGGACUUCACGGAUUUCUGUAUCAACCGUGACAACCGCCUGGUCACAUUCUGGACAAACUGCCUGGAGAAGAUGCACGCCAGCGCUCCCUGACGCCAGGCUGCUCCAUUAGGAGAGGCUGUGGGUAUCCUGGAGCUGGCUGUCCAGCUAGGCUCUGGGCAUCAGGUGUCAGGCUGCUCCUGUCAGCGAGUGGGGCCACUGCUGAUAUUUGGCCUCUUGCACAAGUGUGAGUGAGGAGAAAGACUGGAAGCAGCUGCUGUUGCUACCACCACCCAGAUCUCGCCAUCACGUGCCCGAGGCAGGGGGAGGCACAGAUUGUCCGUGGGAGGGAGUCAGUGUCUGGGAAUGGGGUAGGCAGCUUCCAUUAAGGUCCUUUUUCCUCACCAGCAGUGGGAUAUUUGGAACAGAAAGAACCUCCUGCUUUCUGCCCAAGAAUGUGUGUGUAUAGGAUAAUUCUGUGACAUAGUGUACCAUUGCCUCAUACCAGCUGUACAUACGUGUACAUAGCAGAAGUGAAUAAAGCCCCCCACACAGUGUCUGUUCCCAGCCUUGUUCAUAGCAGCAGUCCCAUCAUGGCUGGCAGCUGGCCAGGCAGGUCACCUGGUGGCGAGAGGGCUGCGGGACACACGGGUCUUGAGUCUGCCUAUGAGUUGACUGGUAGGUUUCUUUUUAAAAGUCCUUUUGCAGGAACAAGGAUCCUGUGGACAGUAUUACUCAGUACAACACAGUACUAGACUUGUGUUGUCAGAGAGAGGCCUCGUUGAGGGGCUGUACCAGCUCAGGGGAGCAGACAUCAUGGCAUUUCUGACAUCCAAGGAAAGCUCUUGGCUCUAGACUGCUCGGGGGAGGCAAAGGCCUAGAGGAGCGUCUGGUAGUUGUGGCUGCUGCUCCCUCACGUGCUAGAGCUUAUCACACUCCCCAUUGAUGUACCUUCUAACCAGCUUUCCCAUCCUUUACCUCUCCUGGGCCUGUGUGCAGCUGCAGGCCCAGCCCUCCUGUCUUUCUCUUACCUCUAGGAAAACCUAACUUGUCUCUGGAUCAUCCUACUGUAUUCUCCUGGGAAACUGGGUUUUUGUUGUUUAUUUGUCAACAACAAAAGCAGGAUACAGCGGCUUGUACCUGUAAUAUCAGUGUUUCGGAGGCUAAGGCAGGAGGAUUAUGGAGUUCCAGGCCAGGCUGGCCUCCACAGUGUGUGUUCUUAGCAAGGUCGAGCUCUGCAGUGAGACUGCCUUAGAAAGUCUCACUUUGGGCUGGAAAGAUGACUCCGUUAAGAGCACUUGACUGAUCUUACAGAGGACCUGAGUUCAGUGCCAGCACCCAUGAGGUCACUCACGACCAUCCAUAACUGGAGUUCCAAGGGACCCCACACCCUCUUCUGACCUCCUUUGGCAUCAGGCACACAUGUAAACAAACAUAUAUCCACAUGCAAACAAAGUACUCAUCACAUAACACAAAAAUAAAUCUUAAAAACGAACAGGCAGCUCCACUACAUUUAGACUUAGAAUUCUCCUCACUACCUAGUCCAAAACCCUUAGGUAGGGUGCUGGAUUUGCAGAUCAGAGCCAACACAAUAGGCACCAGGCCCUGGACUCAAUUCAUAGCAUCACAGAAGUAUAGCGGUGAAGCAUUGUCUAGCCUGAUGGGCUUUUUCACUGCUGCCUUGGGAGUAGCGCAUCCUUCAAACCAGACUUAACCAGCUCAAAUCUGCAUAUACCGUGCCAAGCUGUACUCACCUGGAACUUCUAAUCACAAGUAUUAAGUCCUGUGUGCAAAGGCUUUUUCUUUUAAGGUUGUGUGUGUGUGUGUGUGUGUGUGUGUGUGUGUGUGUGUGUGUGUGUGUACGCACGCGCACGUACAUCAGAUCCCCUGGAGCUAGAGUCUAGAUGUUUGUGAGCCACCAUGUAGGUGCUGGGAAGUGAGCCUGCAAGUGCUCUCAGUGGCUGAGCCACGUCCCUGGCUUGUGCAUGUGAAGCUUUUGAGAGAGUAAGCUGCUAACGUGGGAAAGUGUGAUUCAUGGGAAGCUUAGCUUUUCCCACCCCCCACCCUUUCUUCUGAAUAUUACUCCUCUCACUGUCAGUCUUCUUGUCAGUAGGAGCUGUCCAGAGUAGCUGGGUUGAGGCAGGUACAGCUGACUUGUGGCGUGUACCUGUAACCGAAGCACUUGAGAGACCCAGGGAGAGGGGAGAAGCCUGCUGUGGACUUGAGGCCACUCCAGGACACACACACAAAGGACAGCUUCAUUUGAAAGAACUGAGAAGACAGCAAAUCUCUAGUUCUCGCUCUCCCAGAUGGGCCUGUUCAGGGUGCCAUGCCAGCCUUCUCUGUGAUAGUGCUGGUCACUGUUGGCCAGGCCUGACCAGGUGAUCUGCUGUGGUCCUGUUAUCCAUCCUGCAAAACCACCAAUUGCCUCUUCACAUACAGUUUUUGUCAUAGUCCAGAGGUAACUUGGAAGACAAUGAUCUGACAGAAGAUCAACUGAUGAAUUGGAACCAGGUCACUUGCCUGUCAGCUGAUUCUGAGGCGUUCCUGACCUUGAGCUCCAGUUCCUGCAGUCUAGCAUUCCAGAUUCCAGUGCACUGCCCUCUUCCAUCAACACCUACUUAGCCAGCCAGACAACUUGGCUACCUCCCCCCAUCCCUGGUGCCCGACUUCAGAGCCUUGCCUCAGGGGAGCUACAGUCUAAAAUGUGUCCCCACUAAGGUCUCAUGCAUUAGAAGCUUAACCCUGAGCCUGGUAUGGUGACACAGGACUCUAAUCCCAGUACUAGGGAGGCAAAGACUAAUGACUAAGAGGUCUCUGUGAGCUCGAGGUUAGCCUGAUCAACAAGCUGAGUCCCAGGACAGAAGAGCACACCAACUAUGUAUAAGCCCCUGGAUCCAUCCACAGCUCUAACAUAUAUGUUUCAAAACAAACUUGGGGUUGGGGAUUUAGCUCAGUGGUAGAGCGUUUGCCUAGCAAGCGCAAGGCCCUGGGUUCGGUCCCCAGCUCCGAAAAAAAAAAAAAAAAAGGAAAAAAGAGAAGAAGAAAAAAGUUAAAAACAAGCUCAGCAUUAAAGGGAAUGAGGGGCCAGCUCAAUAAAUAGAGGUGCUUGCCUUCGGUGAUUUAAGUUCAGUUCCUCAGACCCAUAUGGUGGAAAGAAUCAACCUCAGAAAGUUCUCUGACAUCCACACACAAGUUGUGGUACCCAUGUAUCCACAUAUAUACAUACAUGCACAAAUUAAUUGAAUUUUUUAAAAUAAAAUAUAUUGAGGUCUGCGAAGGUUCACAAAAGUGGAUAGAAAAUAGGAGGGAAGCAGAAUGCAAGCCAGUUCAUAGUUCUCU
This is a messenger RNA of Rattus norvegicus (Norway rat), 8076 nucleotides long. RefSeq names its product DEP domain containing 5, GATOR1 subcomplex subunit (gene Depdc5). Gene Ontology annotation, cellular component: Cul3-RING ubiquitin ligase complex; lysosomal membrane; GATOR1 complex. The coding region runs from base 478 to 4848 and encodes 1456 amino acids. Lineage: Eukaryota; Metazoa; Chordata; Mammalia; Rodentia; Muridae. The record is from RefSeq and is marked provisional. The transcript has 42 exons. Gene Ontology annotation, molecular function: small GTPase binding; protein-containing complex binding; GTPase activator activity. Gene Ontology annotation, biological process: cellular response to amino acid starvation; intracellular signal transduction; negative regulation of TORC1 signaling.